This is a messenger RNA of Neltuma alba, 1277 nucleotides long. Its product is annotated as probable carboxylesterase 120. The transcript has a single exon. Gene Ontology annotation, molecular function: hydrolase activity. The record is from RefSeq and is a predicted model, not a curated record. Bases 12 to 998 code for a protein of 328 amino acids. NCBI's taxonomy places the organism in Eukaryota, Viridiplantae, Streptophyta, Magnoliopsida, Fabales, Fabaceae.
GACCCACAAGUAUGUCUCAGCAGCUUCAAGAGCAAGUUUUGUGUCCCAUUGAUCCUUACCAGUAUCUUCAGAUUACCAGAAACCCAGACGGCUCCAUCACCCGUCUCGCCUCUUUUCCGACCAUCGUAGCCACGCCGGAUGCCGACACUCCAUCUCGCGUUCUUUCCAAAGACCUUCCUCUUAACCCCAACAACGCCACCUUCCUCCGACUAUACCUCCCUCACAAACUAACCUCUUCUUCUUCUUCUUCCAAAUUACCGGUAAUCGUGUACUUUCACGGCGGUGGAUUUGUAUUACUCAGUGCUUCUUCCUCUAUAAACCAUGACUUCUGUUCCGAAAUGGCUACCAAACUCUCUGCCGUUAUCGUCUCCGUUGAGUACCGUCUUGCUCCUGAAGCCCGGCUUCCGGCGGCCUACGACGAUGCCGUGGAGGCUUUACAUUGGUUGAAAGCCACCGAUGAGAAAUGGAUACGUGAAUUUUCCGACGUCUCUAGCUGCUACCUCAUGGGCACUAGCGCCGGGGGCAACAUGGCUUACCACGUAGGAUUAAAUGUAGCAGCAGCCGUUGAUGAAUUUGGACCCUUGAAGAUCAAAGGGUUGAUAUUGCACCAUCCAUAUUUUGGUGGGUCCCAGAGGACUGAGUCAGAGGUGAGGCUAGCCAAUAACCCGACUCUGCCGCUUAGCGCGAAUGAUCUGAUGUGGGAGCUCGCUCUGCCGCCAGGUGCGGACAGAGAUCACGAGUAUUGCAAUCCGACGGAGAUGCAUGAUUUGAGGACGCGAUUUGAUGAAAUCGGACGGUUGGGAUGGGAGGUGAUAUUAGCGGCAUGUGAUGGUGAUCCAGUGAUUGACAGACAGGUGGAGUUGGUAAAUAUAAUGCGAAGUAGAGGAGUGAAAGUGGUGGACCACGUUGGGGCAGGCCAUCAUGGAAUGGAUCUCCUUGAGCUAAGCAAAGCUGGCCCACUCUUCAACCUCGUUAAAGAUUUCGUACACCCCUCCUGAAAUUUGUUUCCAUCAGCCAAAAUAUCUCUAACUAUGAGAUUUGCAUAUUUGAAAAGUAUUUUUGUGUCAUUUUUCCUUUUUAGCUUCCUUCCAUUCUGGCGCCCAAAAUAGAUCAACAGCAUAUAGUCAAUAAUGGCACGCCCAGCCUAAUAUACUGUGUUGUUAUUAUUUUUAUUUUGGGAACAACAGUGAGUUGUGUUAGUCAAGUGAAAAAAAAAAAAAAGAGGUAAAAAUUGUGUUAGUAAUGGAAUAUUGUGCAUUAGACUGAAUUUGAUAUUA